Oreochromis niloticus (Nile tilapia) is the source of this 1847-nucleotide messenger RNA. RefSeq names its product SUN domain-containing protein 2. Gene Ontology annotation, cellular component: nuclear envelope; meiotic nuclear membrane microtubule tethering complex. NCBI's taxonomy places the organism in Eukaryota, Metazoa, Chordata, Actinopteri, Cichliformes, Cichlidae. Bases 164 to 1234 code for a protein of 356 amino acids. Gene Ontology annotation, molecular function: protein-membrane adaptor activity. The record is from RefSeq and is a predicted model, not a curated record. The transcript is spliced from 9 exons.
AUUUAAAAAAAAACAGAUCUACACUCACACCUUUGCGCGUGCGCACACGAAAUGCUGCUGCUCUUAUGGAACGCGCGUGCGUCAUAUUCGAUUUGUGCAUUAAUAUUUUGUAACGUCACUGAAAAAGCUGCGGUUUCUUCUGCACCUACAUUUUCUGGUUCAGAUGAGUUCAGUGAGAAGCGCUAACGGUCCAAAUUCACGGAAAAGCACACUUAGUGAUUCAGUUUCUUCAACUUUCGUUUUAAGUGAAGCCAUGUUGAGAAGAAGCCAAAGACUUCAGUCUAACGGCUAUUACGGCAGCCAAGGAGAGCCGUUAAUCUCCUACAAGGAGACUUUAUGCAGAAUUUUCAAAAGGCGACGUCCCCAUCCAGGCCUUGACAAUAUUGACCAAGACACAGUUGAAUACAACACUGAUGACUGUGACACUGUGGACUACAACAACGAUGAUUUUGUUGACUACAGUAGUGACAGCAGCAGAGGUCUCUUUAGAGCCAUCAAGGCACUGGGACUUUUGGUCCUCAUGCUGGCCUUCUGUUUUGGAUUGAUUUUCAGUAUUGGAGGGCUCAAAAUGGACUUUUCCACCCCGUUCAUGAGUGAGUACUUAAUGAACGGACAUGAACAGGUGGAAAGGCAGGUACAAGAGCUGCAAAGGGAGUUAAUGGACUUGAGAAAAAGAAUUGACUUCCUUCUUCCAGUUGGGGACAGGAUGCCCAACUUUGCUCUGGAGGAACUGGGAGCAGAGAUUGUUAAAGAACAGUCUUCAGCAUCCUACCUUUCAGAACAGGCUGGAUUGAAGCUGUUGGGGCUUACACUGAUACCCGCAAAACCACCCUGUGUAAGCCCAAGAGUCGUUAUUCAGGGUCGAGCACCCAUGGUCCCAGGAGCAUGUUGGAGUUUUGCGGGCUCCCAGGGACAUUUAACAAUUAAGCUGCCAUACAGCAUCGCCAUCAGUCAUGUGACACUGGGUCAAAUUUCUAAGAUGGUGUCACCAUCUGGAAAGGUCUCCAGUGCUCCCAGGAUGUUUUCAGUGUUUGGGAAGAGAGCAUUAGACGACAGUGGUGUCCACCUGGGAACAUUCGUCUAUGAUGAAAAUGGAGAUCCACUCCAAACAUUCAGGAUACCCGACGACAAAGUAGAUGUCAUCCGCUACAUUACGCUGCAUGUGUUGAACAACUGGGGCAAUCGCGAGUAUUCCUGUCUGUACAACUUCCGAGUUCAUGGAAAGCUGGCAUAACCAGCUUCCCAUGAACUCCAUCUAUAUAAGAAAAGAGAGGAAAAAUGUGAAAGUGAAUCAGACUGCAACACAUAUUGAAAUAAUUGUAUUUGAAAAAAAAUGUCCAUUUAACCCAUUUUUUUCCUGCAGCGAACGUCCAUCCUACCAGGUAAGACAUGUCUGAUUAAGAUGUUUGCAGUCUGAUUCACCUCACCCCCAACCAGCCGUGGCAGAGGGCUUGCCCCUCCCUGAGCCUGGCUCUGCCAGAGGUUUCUUCCUGUUAAAAGGGAGUUUUUCCUCUCCACUGUUGCCAAGUGCUUGCUCAGAGGGGAUCAUCUGAUUGUUGGGGUUUUCCUUCUCUUAUAUUGUAGGGUUUUUACUCUACAUAGACAGUGCUUAACAAAUUUAUUACAUCACCUGUCAUAAAAAUAAGAACACCCCAAAUUUUUUAAACCUGUAAUUCUUACAUUAGGUGAUGUUCGACUAACUUUGUUAAGCACUGUGUUAUUGUGAAUUGGCCCUCAAUUGGAACUCAGCUGGACUGAAUUAAAUUUCUUGUAAAACAUAAACAUUCUCUAAAUUGCCUCCACUGGAAAUUUAGAGAUAUUUUUAAAACAACAAGAAUAAAAUUUUA